Messenger RNA from Saccharomyces kudriavzevii IFO 1802, 1974 nucleotides. RefSeq names its product GTPase-activating protein SAC7 (gene SAC7). NCBI's taxonomy places the organism in Eukaryota, Fungi, Ascomycota, Saccharomycetes, Saccharomycetales, Saccharomycetaceae. Gene Ontology annotation, cellular component: cell cortex. The transcript has a single exon. The record is from RefSeq and is a predicted model, not a curated record. Gene Ontology annotation, biological process: regulation of fungal-type cell wall organization; signal transduction; activation of GTPase activity. Bases 1 to 1974 code for a protein of 657 amino acids. Gene Ontology annotation, molecular function: GTPase activator activity.
AUGCCAAAUAAUGCGUUGAAACAAGGCUCCAAAAUCGAAAGUGUCUCUCCUUCCAAAGGCCACGUUCCAAGUUUUUGGAAACAGUUCAUAAACAACCCUAAGAGUAUGUCGUCCGAAAAUAUCACGGUCCCCAGAUCGCCCACUUCGCUUUCGAGGAAUGCUCAACCAACCACUUUACAGAGGCCCCCACUAUCCUCAAGGCCAUACUCAUAUAACACCCCAACGAAGGAUAGGAAAUCCUUCUCCAAAUCUACAAAACAGAACAAUAACACCAAUAACACUACUUCUGGGACGUCGCCCCACGCGGAGUUCAAAAAUUAUAGAGAUAUGUUUUUAUCUAAUAGAAAUGGCUUUACUGGUAGAGUUUUUGGUGUUACUCUGGCAGAAUCGCUAAGCGUUGCCAGUGCAGAGGUCAUUGUUCAAAGUGAAUUGGUAAGUUUUGGUCGGAUACCCAUCGUGGUGGCCAAGUGCGGCGCAUACUUAAAAGCGAAUGGAUUAGAGACCUCAGGUAUAUUUCGUAUUGCAGGCAACGGUAAAAGAGUAAAAGCACUUCAAUACAUCUUUUCGUCGCCCCCUGAUUAUGGUACCAAAUUUAACGACUGGGAGACAUAUACAGUGCACGACGUUGCAUCGCUCCUGAGAAGAUACCUAAACAAUUUAGCUGAACCGUUAAUUCCUUUAUCUCUAUACGAACAAUUCAGAGAUCCGCUACGAACUAAACCAAGAAUUCUAAGGCAUAUGCUAACCCACGAAGUUUCUCAUCCAAAUUCUAAUAAGGCGAAUCACCUAUCGAUGAAACCUAGCAGACAGAAUUGUAAUGACGAUGGUGCUAAUGAUGGUGAUAUUGAAAGAGAGGAUGCCAAAGAUGAUGAAGAGAAAAGAAGAAGAAAAAUACGUCACAAGAGGAGACUAACUCGCGAUAUAAGGGCAACCAUUAAAGAAUACGAAGAGCUCUUUGUCACCUUAUCUAACGACACAAAACAGUUAACAAUAUAUUUGCUAGACUUACUAAGCCUUUUCGCCAGACAAUCACAAUUCAACCUUAUGUCUGGAAGAAAUUUAGCUGCUAUUUUCCAACCUUCCAUACUAUCACAUCCUCAACAUGAUAUGGACCCUAAAGAAUACGAACUAUCCCGACUGGUGGUGGAAUUUUUGAUAGAAUAUUCCUACAAGUUAUUACCGCAUCUUUUGAAGUUGGCCAAGAAGGAACAGCAAGAGAGAUUAUCAAGCGAAAACAAGAACAACGAUGAAAACAAACAAAAGACAGAUCCUAUACCAAUACCAAAGAUCACCUCAUCGGACGUUCCACCUACAGCUUCUUCUAAUAGAUAUAAAUCAACGAUUGACGAUAACAAUAAAGCCGAUCACCAGACACUAUCACCAAUAUCCACUUCAAUAGCAGAUGAUUCAUUAGGUUUACAGACUUCUAAACUGUUGAAGCCUCCUAAACAAAGAAGACCACAUUCCAAAUCCUUUGGUUCUACUCCAGUUCCUCCAGAUGUUAUUGCUAGUAAUAAAAGGCGAACAAGUCUAUUUCCAUGGUUACAUAAACCGGGUAUUCUAAGCGACACUGGUGACAAUGGCGAUUUAACCGCUACUGAGGCUGAAGGCGAUGAUUAUGAAGAAGAAAAUAUCGACCCGUAUAGUCAAUCUCCGUCGAGUAUGCAAUCGGGUUCCUUACCCAAACAACAUCAUUUACCGAUCCCUCAAAUGAACAGAUCGUUGAGUGGGAAUAGUACCACCUCAUCAUUUAAUAUCAAGCCGAUUUCAAUGAUCUUGACUGGUGGCAAUAAUGGCAAUAAUAAUUCGGCAGAUAAUUUGGAAUUACUACAUAAUACUCCCAGCAACAUUGAGCGCAAUAAUGCAUCGCCACUAACUGAAGAUGGUGGCGAAGAGAGAAAUUCAAGGUCACGCAAGAGGGAUUCAUGGUUUCAAAGAUUGACGAGUCGAUCAGGCUCAGCUAACAGAGCUUGA